Paramisgurnus dabryanus is the source of this 2122-nucleotide messenger RNA. RefSeq names its product sterol 26-hydroxylase, mitochondrial-like. Gene Ontology annotation, molecular function: monooxygenase activity; oxidoreductase activity, acting on paired donors, with incorporation or reduction of molecular oxygen; heme binding. NCBI's taxonomy places the organism in Eukaryota, Metazoa, Chordata, Actinopteri, Cypriniformes, Cobitidae. Gene Ontology annotation, cellular component: mitochondrial inner membrane. The record is from RefSeq and is a predicted model, not a curated record. Gene Ontology annotation, biological process: cortisol metabolic process; glucocorticoid biosynthetic process; cellular response to peptide hormone stimulus.
AGCAAGAUUUCAUUACAUCUGAGAAUAAAGGUUUAACCCGAGAGGAUAUAGCCCCACCUCCCUCUCCCUCUUGAGCGCGACAAGAUCUUGCUUUUCCACAUUCUUUCCACUGCUUUCAUGAUGGCUGUUCAUCUCGCAGUGAACUCUGCUAGAAGAAAUGGAUUUGUUUUUCUCAGGUCCAGCACAGGAGCUGUGGACAUCAGAAGAAGGCCAGUGGGUAAUGCAAGUGCUGCUGUCACUGAUCAGGACAGCCAGAGGAAACUCAAGACUGCAUCUGAUCUCCCAGAGAUCACAACCUUUAGGAUGAUGUGCAGACUGUUGUUUAAAGGAUACUUGAAUCGCACGCAUGAGAUGCAGUUAUACGAGAAACAGCUUUAUGGUCCCAUGUACGUUGUAAAUGCUGGAAACUAUAAGACCAUUUCAAUAAACAGUGUAGACUUACUGGAGGAACUGCUCAGAAAAGAUGAAAAGUUUCCCUCUAGAGGUGACAUGACUGUGUGGACAGAAUACCGUGACAUGAGAGGCUUCGGCUACGGCCCAGUUACAGAAGAAGGAGAAAAAUGGUACAAGCUGCGCACAGUGCUGAACAAACGUAUGCUUCAUCCAAAAGACUCGGUUCAGUAUGGGGAUGUGAUUAAUGAGGUGGUCACAGAUUUCAUCAAAAGGAUUUACCAUCUGCGUGAAGUCAGCACCUCUGGUGAUUUGGUCUCUGAUCUGACCAAUGAACUUUACCGCUUCUCUCUCGAAGGCAUAUCAUCUAUUCUGUUUGAGACACGCAUUGGUUGCCUGGAGAAAGAGAUCCCUGCCGAGACACAAGAUUUUAUUGACUCCAUUGCACAAAUGUUCAUCUACACCAUGCCUGUAGUAAUGCUGCCAAAGUGGACUCGUGAUUACUUACCAUUCUGGCGACGGUACCUCAAUGGCUGGGACGGCGUAUUCAAAUUUGCUGUUAAACUGAUUGACAUGAAGAUGGAGGAUCUUCAAAAGCGUGUGGAUGCUAAUCAGGAGGUUGCUGGGGAGUAUCUCACCUACCUGCUUUCUAAUGUCAAGAUGUCCAAAAAAGAGAUUUAUGGAAGCAUUGCUGAACUGCUGUUGGGUGGGGUGGAUACAACCUCCAACACUUUGACGUGGACCUUGUAUCUGCUAUCAAGAGACCCAGAAGUUCAAGCUACUCUGUAUGAGGAGGUAAACCGCAUUGUAAAGAGUGACAGAGUCCCGACUGCGCAGGAAGUCAACAGCAUGCCUUACCUAAAAGCUGUCAUUAAAGAAACACUGAGAAUGUAUCCUGUGAUCUCCAUGAAUUCUCGUAUCAUGGCAGAAAAUGACGUGGUCAUUGGUGGACACUUUUUCAAUAAAAUGACAACAUUCACCAUUUGCCACUAUGCGAUAAGCAAAGAUGAGAAGGUGUUUCCAGAGCCAAGAAAGUUCAAACCUGAGCGUUGGCUCCGAGAUGGCCGAGCCAGGCCCAACCCGUUUGGGUCGAUCCCAUUUGGUUUUGGAGUCAGAGGUUGUGUUGGUCGUCGCAUUGCUGAACUGGAGAUGUAUCUGGCUUUGGCCAGGAUAAUCAAGUUAUUUGAAAUCAGACCAGACCCAACAAUAGGUGAGGUUCAAGCAAUCAAUCGCACAGUGCUUGUGGCAGAUAGACAGGUCAACUUUCACUUUGUGGAGAGAUAAAACACACCAUCUCGGUCUUAGCUGGAGAAGACAGCUUAAAGGGAUAGUUCACCUAAACAUUUUUAUUCUGUCAUUAUUUAUAAGAAGAUAUUUUGAUAAAUAAUGAUAAACACACAUUUGAUGGUACCUAUUGACUUCCAUAGCAUUUGUUUUAUACUGUGAGCUUACCAUCAUUUAUCCCUUUAAAAAAGAAAUGCUUAAUAUGACGUGUAUUCAUAUUGGCGUCAGUGAGUAAUGUAAUGUUAAACUAUGAAUAAUGUUCCAUUAAAAUGUGAUAAUGUUGUGAUUUUGCAAUUUUAAGAACAACACUGUGAAAAAACUUUCUUUUUUUGAAUAGCUUUGUUUAUAAAAAAAAUAUUUGUGCAUUGUAUUUAAUUAUUUUGAUAUAUAAAUGUAUUUUAUGUAUAACUUGUAUAACAAUCAAUUAAAAUUUAUAAGGAAUUCAGAA